CUUUCGAGAUCCCACUCCCCACAUACUCUCGUCUACUACAGGGACGCACUAGAUCGACAACGGGACGAGCAGAUGACAUGGCAGCCUUACACAGCGGCUAAGAUGGAAGCUUUACCGCACAUAUGUACAUCGGGCCACGAGAUUUGGAGAUCGCGUUGUCCUCUUAUUUGCUUUGACAUCGUCGAGCUACAUCUACCGGAUCGUGUCAUGCGUCAAUUCGGUUUGGAGCAAGUAAUCCCGCAAGCCUGUGACACCCAACCUCAACUACAUGCGAUCGAUCGGAGGACUGGGGACAAGAACUACCUCGUACGACAUAGAUCGCAUGUAGAUGCGUGGAACGACCGAGCAUCUACAUUGGUUGGAGGAGAUAACUUCACAGGUCAUAGCUCUGCUAUGUACAUGAGUUGGUACAGGCGCAUCUCGAUAUUACGCCUAACGAACACUGCAUUUGCGCAGCCAGGAUCACAUUACCAUCCGACAUCUACGUUUCUGCUGAGCGCAUCCGAUAGGUGCUCAUACAAUGUAAUGACACGAUUCAAGGGGCCGCUACAUCGCCAGUUGACGUGGGGUAUCGGCUAUGUUCUCAGACCUUAGGCUCCAUUAACGCGUCGUUGACCGAUGCAUUGAGUCAGGCGGGUUAUGAGUACCUCAUACCGACUCCACCCGUCAUUGACGAGGUAGAUGACGCAUUCCACACUCCUUCUCCAAGGAGUUCAGCCCAUCGAGGUAGCUCUUCCGGAGGAUCCAGUUCUCGGUCCACAAGAGGCCACCAGCGUUCAUCUACUCGAGGUCGGUCUUCCAGAUCGCCAUCAACAUCCGCUACUAUGUCGCCGUUCGUUCCCCCGUCUUCCAUCAACACUCCUCCUCCACAUCCAUCGCCUCCGCAAAGGAUUAUCACAUAUCAGCGUGCUAGUCAACGACGAGUUCCUGCUCUUAAUGUCAUUGCGGAGGUUGACGAGUUCACACCAUCAUCAUCCACCGGUGCGCAAAACAAAAGGGGCCGGGGGUUGUAGUUUAACAAACUUUGUAUAUUCUUAUAUGACUUGAACUUCUUGUAUGAGUUUCCAUAAUUGUAAUAUAUCUUUGUAUUAUUUUCAUAUUUAUUUUUUAUAGAACA
This is a messenger RNA of Amaranthus tricolor (Joseph's coat), 1117 nucleotides long. RefSeq names its product serine/threonine-protein phosphatase 7 long form homolog. The transcript has 3 exons. The coding region runs from base 73 to 594 and encodes 173 amino acids. Lineage: Eukaryota; Viridiplantae; Streptophyta; Magnoliopsida; Caryophyllales; Amaranthaceae. The record is from RefSeq and is a predicted model, not a curated record.